UAUCUUCAUCGCCUCUCGAAAAACCUAGGGCAGCAGUCGCCAUGGACGAAUCCGCCAAGAAAGUAAUUCUUCUUCGAUCCUUAUCGCUUACUGAAUUAUAGUUUCUUCUUCGUAGGAUUAGAUCUUUUGUAACGUAGGGUCUGGAAUUGAACGGUAGUGAUGCAGAGAUUCGAAAAAGCAGCAUCAGGAGAAUUUCCGUUGAGGGAUACGACACCUCCCUUCGUAUGGAGGAUGUCGAUGAUGCUUUGAGAGAACACUUGGCUUCAUGUGGAAAAAUAAUUCAUGUUUCUAUUCCCAGAAACUAUGAAGAGACGAUUCUCUGCAGUCAUACCCGUUUCACGAAAAUCACCUUGAGAAUGACUUGGCUCCUAUGAAAGACGUCAAAGUCUAUCUGCCACAACAGACGUUGAAGGUUACGGGUUAUGACACUUCCCUUCCUGUCGAGGAUAUCGAGAUAGAGCUAGAGAAAUAUUUCUCUUCACAUGGUUCUUUUGUUUACCAAGAUGAAACCGCUUCUGGUGCUAUCAAAACCAAAGCUUACAUUUAUGUCCGAGGUCCAGAUGCUGUAGACAAGGCUCUGGAACUUAGUGGUCGUUCUGUGGAAGGCUUGAAUUUUGUAGUUACUAAAGUUUAUCCACUUCCAGAAAAUCCACCCAUGUCUGGCUUCAUUCACCCAAGGAGCAGAUAGAAGAUCCAAAUCUAUGUUUCAUUACUGAGGGACAGCAGAAGAAGAGUGUACAUCGGAGGGAAAUCAGAAGAAGAAGAAGAAGAAUAAGAAGAGCAAGACCAGGGAGGGAAUUCAGAAGAAGAAGAAGAGUGAGACUAGGGAGGGAAAACAGAAGAAGGGAGUAGAAAUUUCUCUCUGAGGAGAAGACGUGCUUAUGAUAUUAACUUCUGUGCAAUGUGUUGUCCAAAAAAAAAAAAAAACUUGUGUGCUAUGCAAACCUUCUUUUCUUUUGUCUGGAUAUUGAAUGUAGUGUUUGAUGUUUAGCAACUAAAGACAUAUCAAAAUCUACAUUCCAGAAAUGUGUUCACGGUUA
Messenger RNA from Brassica oleracea var. oleracea, 1040 nucleotides. RefSeq lists its product as uncharacterized. The record is from RefSeq and is a predicted model, not a curated record. Gene Ontology annotation, molecular function: nucleic acid binding. The transcript has 6 exons. The coding region runs from base 371 to 688 and encodes 105 amino acids. Lineage: Eukaryota; Viridiplantae; Streptophyta; Magnoliopsida; Brassicales; Brassicaceae.